Rangifer tarandus platyrhynchus (Svalbard reindeer) is the source of this 216-nucleotide messenger RNA. The record is from the annotation of a GenBank genome assembly. NCBI's taxonomy places the organism in Eukaryota, Metazoa, Chordata, Mammalia, Artiodactyla, Cervidae.
AUGUUUACUGGCACCGCGCACCUGGCGCCCCGAGAGGCUAACUCCCCGCACCUCGCGGGAGGCCCCGCCCCUGAGAGUGGCCGGAGCGGUGGGGCGGAGGUGGGUCCUGCACCCCUCCACCUCGGCCGGGCCGCCACGCCCCCACCCGGCCCCGCCGCCCUGGCCCUGCCUCUAGGACCGAUCCGCGCGCCUAGCGCCUUCGCCCUCGCUGACUAG